Didymodactylos carnosus is the source of this 1362-nucleotide messenger RNA. The record is from the annotation of a GenBank genome assembly. Lineage: Eukaryota; Metazoa; Rotifera; Eurotatoria; Philodinida; Philodinidae.
AUGAGUCAGCCACAGCAUCAGAUUGAAGUUUGUAGUGAAUGCGAUGAGAAAGCUGACUGGUAUUGUGUACAAGAUGAUUCCAAUUUUUGUAAUGAACACAACUUAGUCGUACAUGCGCCAAAAGCGCUCAAAAAUCAUGAAAGAGUACCAAUUGGUGAGAAGCAAAACAAUAUGAAACCAUCGAACUGUCAAAAUCACCAUAUGCCAUUGUGUUUGUAUUGUGUAACGUGCAAGCAUCCAGUCAAGUCUGUUGUCGAUGUAGUAGAUGACGUAAAAACGGAACUGAAACAGCAAAUUAAAAAACUGCGACCUGUAGCCAUUGCUUGCGAAGUUGAAGCGGAAACAUUGGAGAAAAUAAUACAAGAUAUCAAUGAUAGUGAAGCUAGAAGUGGCGAAAGCAUUGAAAAAGAAUUUGGACAUCUUGUGAACCUUCUCAGCACAACAAAAAAGAGGCUGAGAGAAGAAUUGAAGCGGAAGUCGCAGAUUUGUCGUGACAAUGUGCACUCUCGUCAAGAGAAGCUGAACAAUGUGAAAUCAAGUUUGAACAGGGGUCUCAGAGAAGCUGAACAUACUUUUUCCAGUCAAGCUAUUGCACAAACUAUUGCAAGUGCAGGCUGUGUCGUGGAAGCACCGAAUCGUAUCUCCAUGAAAACAUCAUCGUUAGCGUUGAAUACAUGGAUUCCAGUGGCCAGCAUGUCAUCAGCACGUCGUCACCACACUGCAACUUUAUUAUCAUCCGGGAAAGUAUUAGUAGCAGGUGGUCAUAGUUCGAAUUCUUUGUCGAGUUGCGAAGUGAAUGAUCCUCCAUCGAAUAGAUGGACUCCAGUCGCCAGCAUGUCAUCACCACGAUUUUGGCACACUGCAACUUUAUUAUCAUCCGGGAAACUAUUAGUAACAGGUGGUUAUACUGAUUCGAAUUCUUUGUCGAGUUGCGAAGUGUAUGAUCGUCCAUCGAAUACAUGGACUCCAGUCGCCAGCAUGUCAUCAGCACAUGGUUACCACACUGCAACGUUAUUAUCAUCCGGGAAAGUAUUAGUAACAGGUGGUGAUGGUCAUUUGUCGAGUUGCGAAGUGUAUGAUCCUCCAUCGAAUACAUGGACUCCAGUCGCCAGCAUGUCAUCAGCACAUGGUUACCACACUGCAACUUUAUUAUCAUCCGGGAAAGUAUUAGUAACAGGUGGUGAUGGUCGUUUGUCGAGUUGCGAAAUGUAUGAUCCUCCAUCGAAUAGAUGGACUCCAGUCGCCAGCAUGUCAUCAGCACAUGGUUACCACACUGCAACUUUAUUAUCAUCCGGGAAAGUAUUAGUAACAGGUGGUGGUGGUGAUGGACCUUCCUCGAGUUGCGAAGUGUACGAUUGGUAG